Metopolophium dirhodum (rose-grain aphid) is the source of this 1928-nucleotide messenger RNA. RefSeq names its product histidine-rich glycoprotein-like. The coding region runs from base 611 to 1789 and encodes 392 amino acids. The transcript has 3 exons. The record is from RefSeq and is a predicted model, not a curated record. NCBI's taxonomy places the organism in Eukaryota, Metazoa, Arthropoda, Insecta, Hemiptera, Aphididae.
CGCGUAUUUCUAUUGUGUGACGACCAUGUAUAUUAUGUACCUACAUAUACGCGCGUUAUACACGCGUUCGGUGAAUUUUAUAUACAUUUUUUUUUUCUACCUACUUGUGACGAAUCGCCGACGACGGUGCGGGCGUACGGUAUACGUACGUACGUACGUACGUACGUACGGUGCGUACUCGGAGGUCGACCAUUAUUAUCGUAACCUUACGCCGAUGGAGAGAAAAAAAAAAAGGAAAAUGUAUGUAUGUAUAUAAUAUGUGAAAAAUGAUUUUCCGCCCGCGCGAGGCCGUUCGAGGCCGCGGCUCCAUUGCCGCAGCAAGUGAGUGCGUGUUUCGAAAUCACCGUCACUGUGAAAGGUGCAUACCGCCGCCCGUGUGCGACGGGUUAUUGUUACCGUGGUAUAGUGCCAUAGUGGUAGUGGUUGACGGCGACGACUACGGCGGUGGUGGUGUUGUGUUACCCGCUUUUCCGAGGCGAUUUUCCCACCACCGUGGGAUUUUGGUUUCAUAUAUAAACUCCAGACGACCACAGCAACAGUACCACAUUCAGUCUUUCCUUCGUUUGACUAACAAUAUAGUGACAAUACAGAAAUAUACAUUCAAGCAAACAUGGGUUCCAUAACUCCACUGGUAACUAUCGCGUGUUUGAUCGGCUUGACGUCUUUUGGUGCGGCCAAAUUGAGCGAUAACGAAGUAGCAGAAGGAGUCAUAAAGCACACGCAUUACCAUACCGGUGACGUGGAACAUGCGCACAAACAUGACGGCGAGGCACACCACGAGCACCACCACAAGGGAAGCGCCGAGCACGCCCAUCACCAUGGCGGAGAAUUCGGUCACGGACAUCACCACGGUGGCGAGUUCGGACACGGGCAUCAUCACCACGGUAGCGCAGACCACAAGCACCACCACGGCGGUGAGUUCGGUCACGGACACAAGCACCACGGAAGCGCGGAACAUAAACAUCACCACGGUGGUGAGUUCGGACACGGACACCACCACGGCGGCAAAUUCGGACACGGACACGAACACCAUGGAAGCGCUGCACACAAGCAUCAACAUCACGGUAGCGCCGCGCACAAGCAUCACCAUGGUGGAGAAUUCGGACAUGGACACGAACACCACGGAAGCGCCGAACACAAGCACCAUCAUGGCGGAGACUUCGGACACGGACACAAGCACGGUGGUGAAUUCGGACACGGGCAUCAACACCACGGUAGCGCAGAUCACAAACAUCACCACGGUGGAGAAUUCGGACACGGACACCACCACGGAGGUAAAUUCGGACAUGGACACGAGCACCACGGAAGCGCCGCACACAAACAUCACCACGGAGGAGAGUUCGGUCAUGGACACAAGCACCACGGAAGCGCGGAACAUAAACAUCACCACGGCGGUGAAUUCGGACACGGCCACCAUCACGGCGGCAAAUUCGGCCACGGACAUCAACACCACGGUAGCGCAGAUCACAAGCAUCAACACCACGGAAGCGCUGCACACAAGCAUCACCAUGGCGGAGAAUUCGGACACGGACACGAACACCACGGAAGCGCCGAGCAUGCGCAUCACCACGGAGGUGAAUUCGGACAUGGACACCACCACGGCGGCAAGUUCGGUCACGGACAUCAACACCACGGUAGCGCAGAUCACAAGCACCACCACGGCGGCAAGUUCGGGCACGGACACAAGCACGGCGGUAGUGCCGAACACGCUCACCAACACCACGGCAAGGCUGCUCACGGUCAUCACCACGCUGGUCACUCCAAACAUCAUCACAAGCACACCGUCUAAUAGCACGUCACUCACCCCCCGACGAAGACGGCCGCGAUCACUAGUCGCACCAUAUCGUCGUAUGAACGACUCCACAAGGACGAAAGUGACGAAGUCGGCACUCGUCUCCAACCCCUGCCCCCAUCAUCCAACCCGCUGC